Molecule: messenger RNA, 1848 nt
Organism: Jatropha curcas
Lineage: Eukaryota; Viridiplantae; Streptophyta; Magnoliopsida; Malpighiales; Euphorbiaceae
Product: cytochrome P450 78A7
Molecular function (GO): heme binding; iron ion binding; oxidoreductase activity, acting on paired donors, with incorporation or reduction of molecular oxygen
Source: RefSeq, a predicted model, not a curated record
UUCUUUGUACCCACCACUCCAUAAUUUCUUUCUCUAUCUCUCUCUAUAUGGAUUUGUCAUCAGCUUCUUUGGACUCAAGUUGGUGGGUUUUUACCCUUCCAGCUACUUUGCAAACCCAUAACCUCUUAAAUCCUAUGUUCUUGUUCUUUGUCUUAAUCUCUUUUCUUGUUAUUACCUCUUCAACUUGGUUUUUCUCCAAUGGCGGCCUUGCCUGGAGAAAUUGUAGAAACCAAAUGGGUAUUAUCUCAAUUCCAGGUCCUCGAGGCCUACCCUGGUUUGGAAGUUUAUUAAGUUUAAGCCAUGGGUUACCUCAUCGUACGCUUUCUCGCAUGGCUUCAGCUUUAUCCGCCAAACAGCUCAUGGCUUUUAGUAUAGGUUCAACUCCUGCUGUUGUAACUUCAGAUCCUCAUAUUGCUCGUGAAAUUUUAACCUCUACUAAUUUUGCUAAUAGACCCAUCAAGCAAUCUGCUAAAAGCCUCAUGUUUAGUCGAGCCAUUGGGUUCGCCCCGAACGGGGCUUAUUGGCGUCUGCUAAGAAGAAUAUCAUCUGUUCAUUUGUUUUCGCCGAAGCGUAUUUUGGCUCAUGAGCCUUGGCGCAAACAAGCUUGUGAUAUUAUGUUGCGUCUGGUUCAAAAAGAGCAGUCUUUACGUGGAGUUGUUUCCUUACGUAAACAUCUGCAAAAUGCUUCUCUUAAUAAUAUAAUGGGAUCUGUUUUUGGAAAAAGAUAUGAUCUUAUGCAAUUUAGUGAAGAGACUAAAGAAUUGCAUGAGCUUGUUAGCGAAGGGUUUGAGCUUUUGGGUGCUUUUAAUUGGUCUGAUUAUCUUCCCUGGCUUAACCAUUUUUAUGAUCCCGUUCAUGUUAAAGAACGUUGCUCUGUUCUUGUUCCUAAAGUCAAUAAACUAGUAAAGCAGAUUAUUGAAGAACAUUAUGAUCAGAGUAAAAAACCUAAAGAGCUUCUUGAUAACUCUGAUUUUGUUGAUGUCUUGCUUUCUUUGGAUGGAGAUGAGAAACUCCAAGAAGAUGAUAUGGUGGCCGUUCUUUGGGAAAUGAUUUUUCGUGGAACUGAUACAACUGCACUUCUUACCGAGUGGAUCAUGGCAGAGUUGGUUUUAAACCCUCAAAUUCAAGCCACGCUAAGAAAUGAAGUUGAUUUGGUUGUAGGAGACAAGAGCACUGUAACUGAUGCUGUAAUAUCAAAAUUACCCUACCUUCAAGCUGUAGUCAAGGAAACCCUACGUAUGCAUCCACCGGGGCCCCUACUAUCUUGGGCGCGGUUAUCAACAUCAGAUGUACACCUCAGCAAUGGCAUGGUGGUCCCCAAGAACACAACUACAAUGGUCAACAUGUGGGCCAUAACCCAUGACCCAAAAAUAUGGGAAGAUCCAAUGGUGUUUAAGCCUGAAAGGUUUAUGGAGAGUCUAGGUGGUGCUGACGUGGAUGUUAGAGGUGGUGAUCUUAGGCUUGCACCAUUUGGGGCUGGUCGUAGGGUUUGUCCUGGCAAGAACUUGGGGCUCGCCACGGUUAACCUUUGGGUGGCUAAGUUGGUGCAUCAUUUUGAAUGGGUUCAAGACAUGGCCAACCCAGUUGACCUAAGUGAAGUUUUAAGACUUUCUUGUGAAAUGAAGAACCCUCUCUGUGCUGUGGCUAUUCCAAGAAAUAAGUAAAGUAUUUUCGUGUUAAUUCAGCUUUUCAAGAGUUGGGUUUAGCCUAAGAUUCGAAUGUUGGUUUUCUAUUUUCAGGGCUUUUCGUGUGUCCUAUGCAAUGUAUUUAUUGUUGUAUGUUAUGUGAGUAAUAUAUAUGGUGAGACUUUGGGAAUAAAAUUAAUUAUAUGAAUGUUUUUUUUUUUUU